Trichomonas vaginalis G3 is the source of this 801-nucleotide messenger RNA. Its product is annotated as organellar and viral DNA polymerase type B. The record is from RefSeq and is a predicted model, not a curated record. Lineage: Eukaryota; Parabasalia; Trichomonadida; Trichomonadidae. Gene Ontology annotation, biological process: DNA replication. The transcript has a single exon. Bases 1 to 801 code for a protein of 266 amino acids. Gene Ontology annotation, molecular function: nucleotide binding; DNA-directed DNA polymerase activity; DNA binding.
AUGAUUAAUGCAGAGAAGGAAAGAGGAACAUUCGACAUGUUCAAAUAUUGUGAAUUCUAUUGUGAACAAGACGUUAACGUGUUAAGGGUUGGAUUCGGUGCUUUCCGUUCUGUUUGUCUUCAGGAACCCAUAAACAUGGACAUUUACAAUAUAACAACUGUUCCAAGUUUAGCCAAUAAGUUUUUAAAUCGUGAGGUGUUUUAUCCUAACGGUAAUUUAUACGAAAUAUCAGGAAGUGUGAAGGAAUACAUAAUGGGUGCAAUUUAUGGUGGGUGUUGCAUGACUAAAAAUAAUAAAAGAUAUGUUGUAAAGGAUAAAUUGAAUGACUUUGACGCAUGUAGUUUAUACCCAUCAGCAAUGAAUAGACUAUUCACAAUUGAGGGAAAGCCAGAAAUUAUAAAUGAAUGCUUGAUAGAUGAUAAAAUUUAUGAUGACAAUAAUCCCCACCCUUUAUUAGUUCGUGCUUUCGAUGAAGACCAAACAGAACCAACGAAAGAUAAAGAUUUGAGUUAUUUUGUGGUGGAUAUUGAAAUAACUAAUGUUGGAAAAAGUAGAGACUUUCCGUUAAUUGUUUUAAGAGAUGAAAACGGAUUAAACAGAAACGUGAAUGAAACAGGAUUUAUGAGGGUGGAUAUGAUAGCGCUUCAGGAUUUGGUAAAAUAUCAGAAUAUUAGUUAUAAAAUAUUGGGUGGCUUAAUUUGGAAAGGUAACAGGGACCAUAGAAUACGAAACACCAUUAGAAAAAUUUAUGAUUUAAGGAGAGUAUACAAAAAAGCCGAAAUCCGAUGGAAAAAAUAUUAA